This is a messenger RNA of Trypanosoma rangeli, 1266 nucleotides long. RefSeq names its product oxidoreductase. The transcript has a single exon. Gene Ontology annotation, cellular component: endoplasmic reticulum. NCBI's taxonomy places the organism in Eukaryota, Euglenozoa, Kinetoplastea, Trypanosomatida, Trypanosomatidae. The coding region runs from base 1 to 1266 and encodes 421 amino acids. Gene Ontology annotation, molecular function: 3-oxo-5-alpha-steroid 4-dehydrogenase activity. Gene Ontology annotation, biological process: dolichol-linked oligosaccharide biosynthetic process; polyprenol catabolic process. The record is from RefSeq and is a predicted model, not a curated record.
AUGCACCAACUCACUUGUGUGCUGCUGGUGUGCGUGACGUGCAUGUACUGGGCGAUGGCCAUGUUGAUUCUGCUGCUGCGCGUCGUGGAUCCGCAUAUGCGCAGCGUGGCCCGCUACGGUGCUCGAUAUGGAAUGGGUUCAGCCGCUGCUGAUGAUAUUAAUAACAACGGUUCCGCUGCGGCUGGGACGCGUACGGCCGUGUAUACUAGCUGCAAGGCGAGGGAAAACCCCACGGAUUACAGAGGUUGGCUGUGGAAUAGUGUUGCGUUUGCUGUCAAUGCGCUAGAGAGUUCCAUUUUGUGUCGUGUCCGCGUAAGUCGGAAGUGCGGAUUUUGUGUCUUUUACUUGACCGGUAUGGUCUCCUCCCUACUGCUCUGGCAGCUGUGCAUCAUUCCGUUUCAUACGACCACUAACACUUUGGAUACACGUUUUUCAACAUUCAUGCCGGGGGGUUUGCUACGUGAUGCAGCAGUCUGUUACGGGUUGCUGCCACUAGUGGCAUUCUUUAUGCAUUGUGCCGUGCGCCUGUGGGAGUGUCUCUACGUUCACCGCUUUCGAGGUGGACCGCAGGAUACAGUGACGUUGUUUGCCGCACUCGCGGGAUGUUCGUUUUACGUCUUUGCUGUUAUUUCUAGCAGCCCCGUUGUUUGCCGUGUCGCUCACGCAGUUGCCAGUAAUCCUGCUGUGCCUCGCCCCUUGGGAGGUGUUGAUGAGAGUCAUUUUUCCCCUGUUGUCCCAGUAACGACUGUGGUUGCCUUUUUUUUACAUUUAUUCCUGCAGGGGCUGCAGGGGCUGCAUCAUGGCAUUCUGGCAAGGAUGCGGGAUGCGCCGGCGCCUUCGUCUAAUUCGUUCGAAGCGCCCGUUUUGGAUGGGAAGCAACACGCUUAUGAAGUGCGUCACAGUGUUGAGGCGUCAACCGAGACAUCUAGUUUUUUUUAUCGUUUCCCCAAUACAUCCCUGUUUGCCUACGUGCUGGAGCCGCACUACACCUGUGAGAUUUUGAUGUACGCUGUGAAUGCCGUUAGCCUGUGGACAUUGAUUUUUAACGAUACGGCGCCUAUACUGACGGUGUGGCAGUCGAGAGGUGUGUACUGUGCACUGCUGCUGGCAACAAGUUAUGCGGCGUCAUUAGGGGUUGUGUUGUUUUCACUAUUUAACCUUGCCAUUACGUCCUCCGAGCACCGUCGUUUUUGGAGCCAGUUGAAUGAGAAGCGAGAGCCAAAGGAACGAGUUCCGCCUUGGAAUCUAUUUUACCGUGUCUGGUAA